Messenger RNA from Folsomia candida, 2179 nucleotides. RefSeq names its product centrosomal protein of 76 kDa-like. Lineage: Eukaryota; Metazoa; Arthropoda; Collembola; Entomobryomorpha; Isotomidae. The record is from RefSeq and is a predicted model, not a curated record. The coding region runs from base 93 to 2087 and encodes 664 amino acids. The transcript has 11 exons.
UUUAUUCCAUUUAAGAACUUGCACACAAGUUCAUAUCCAAAACUGCAUAUGUAGAGGUAGAGUGUGCAUUGUUUCAUAUUUCAUACAAUAAAAUGAGUGCUGUCAACGAAAUUUCCGAUGAACUCCGCAAAAAAGUUCAGGACAAAUUAAAACAGAGUGGGAUGAAUCUAGUGAUCAAGAGAAUGGUUGACAACAUUUGUUCAUCUAAAGACGACCCAAGGAAUAUCGACCCGGGGGAAGUCCUACAAGAAGUCUACAGUCGAGGAUUGAUGAGCUCAGUGCUAGAAACUUUCAAUAAUGAACUACCAGCAAAAUCUGAAUUAACGAGAAGUCAGUUUGACAAAUUAGGCACCAUUGAUGAAAAUGAGUCGUUAGAAAAUCGGAGAGUUGAUGAUGAUGAAUUCGGAAAUAAUUAUGCAGAUGAUGAUAGAGGAAAGCGAUAUUAUUUAAAAGUUGAAACACUGGGAGGAAAAGCCUUUCUGGAUCAUUUAUCUCACGAGAAAAAUUCAACCACCUGCAAAUCUAAAAGAUUUGUUCUUCACCUGUUCUUCAAAUCUCAAAGAUUCAAAACUAAGCCUGUGGACUGUCGAAGUAAUCCAAGUUUUCAAGAGGAAUUUAUCAUCGAUGUUGGUCAAUUUGAAAGCGGGGUGGGCCAACUCUUGACAGUUAAGGAACCUUUACGAAUACUGAUUAUUCGUGAAGACCAGAAUCGUCCCAUCUCAGGAGGUGUCAUCAUUUCCUUCAAUGUGCAUGAUUGGCGUUCAGUUCUUCUCACUGAUAACGGCUUUGAGUCUUUCAGUCUUGAGUUGUUUGGAGUUGGUUCGGAAAAUAAUGUACCUGUUGGCCUUCUGAAUAUGAGAAUUACCAUACUUCCAUGUCCAUCGGAACAAAUUUUGGAAAAGACAAUGAUGACACAGUUACAAUUGGAGAGAGGGAUUCAUGAAGAGUCGGUUCGAAAUUUUGUAACGUUUUCAAAGCAGUGGAUGAAUGAUUUCCUCAGCAUACGGCCAGGUCAUAUUUUUCGUCAUGUCAAAUUGUCGGCAUUUGACGAGAGAUUAGCAUCACGACCUAUCUCAACAUUCUUACAAUUUCCCUACAACGCCGAUAGGGUAUUUCUCACCCCAUUCCACGCAGCCUGGUUUGUGUCCUUGCUUACAAAUUUGCAAAAUUCAAGCAACAAUGACUCAAUCCGAAAUCUGCAAAGCUUAGAACUGACAAUCGCUUCGAAGUGUGGGACUUCUGAAGACUUGAGUAUCCUACUUUGCAGCCUGUUAUUAGGAUUUGGACUGAACGCGUUUGUUGCUUUGGGGUCGGAAAAGAAUGCAAAUCCAAUCUCUUGGGUAGUGACACUUGACAAUUCCUUCAACCCAUUGUUUUGGGACCCAAAAACCUCCAAACGUUUCACCCCCGUAACGUUAACCAAUUCGGAAAAUGAUAAUGAAACUAAAUUAAAUGUUUCAAAAUCAUGCAUGCAGCAAAAAUUCAGUCAUAUUGGAUGCUUGUUAAACAAUGAAUCUUUCCAUUGUAACAUUCAGUCUGCUGACUCGGUGUCCUUGGUGGAUUGGAACAUUUUAAAUCCUGCCAAAUGGAAAUCAAUGUCCCCGAAAAGGAUUGCAAAAUUCCCAUAUCAAUCUCAGCACCGGUUCGUUUUGCUCCCCGCACGUGUGGAUUGCGAACUGAUAACAGCACGUCUGGAGUUAGGGAUACAAGAAUUGAUUCAGGAAGCCAGAAUGCAACAAGAACUAUCUACCCGGUGGGAUGCAAUCACGUCUAAAUUAAUGGGGCAGCAAUUGGCAACCUAUGAAUUACAAGGGUCUACUGGUGGUUCAAACUUUAAUAAUUUCUUUGAAGACGUAAUAAUGAAAUCUCUACCUGCUGGUUAUAACUUUAAAGGAUUUCAUUGUCAUUCUCGGUCAACCACGGCCAAGAAUCUGUUUAAUAGUUGCAUGGGCGAUCUGCAAUGUCAGGAAGUAGUCUACUGUCGUGGGGAAGAUGUGCAACACAUGAUCAGAGUGUCAGUUUUUCCAUAUCCAGAAAAUGUUGUCUCAAUACGAAUUAUGAUUGGUUGUAGAUUUCUAGCAGUUUAAAAUUAUGAUAAAACAGGAUUAGUAUAAAAUGAAAAAUAUUUUAUGCUUGGAGUAUUAUUUUUGCAAAUACAAUUAUCAUUCCAUUUCCAAAC